Messenger RNA from Neopsephotus bourkii (Bourke's parrot), 2391 nucleotides. It is a transcript of the gene CCNA2, whose product is annotated as cyclin A2. Gene Ontology annotation, cellular component: cyclin A2-CDK2 complex; nucleus; cytoplasm. Gene Ontology annotation, molecular function: cyclin-dependent protein serine/threonine kinase regulator activity. The transcript has 8 exons. Gene Ontology annotation, biological process: mitotic cell cycle phase transition; regulation of cyclin-dependent protein serine/threonine kinase activity. The record is from RefSeq and is a predicted model, not a curated record. Bases 7 to 1215 code for a protein of 402 amino acids. Lineage: Eukaryota; Metazoa; Chordata; Aves; Psittaciformes; Psittacidae.
GCGGCCAUGUUGGCGGGGCAGGAGAACCAGGAGAACGUUCCUCCAGGCGCCAAAGCGCCGCAGCCAGCCGCCGGCGGCACCCGCGUGGUGCUGGGGCUGCUGAGGAGCGCCCAGCAGCGGCCCGGGCUCCUGCCGCAGGCGGGGCGGCGCGGCGGCGAGAGCCAUGGCGCGGCGGCGGGGCGGCUGGGUGGUGGGCAGCAGCCCUUCGCCAUCCAUGUGGACGAGCCGGAUGGGGAGCAGCAGCAGCGGCGACGGGGUAGCCCGGCGACCCGAAAAGAAGAGACCUCGCUGGGUCUUCGUGCGGCUGUCUGCGCCCUCGGGGAGCGGCGGCCUCUGGCACCCCUGGGCAACGCCAUGGAGCUGAGCUUCGAUUCUCCAAGUAUUAUGGAUAUUUCAAUAACCUCAGAAGCAGAAGAGAAAAAAACAAAUGUUAAUAAUAUACCAGACUAUAUCAGCGAUAUCCAUGCAUACCUUAGAGAAAUGGAGGUGAAGUGCAAGCCUAGAAUGGGUUACAUGAAGAAGCAACCUGAUAUUACAAACAACAUGCGGGCCAUUCUUGUGGACUGGCUGGUGGAAGUUGGAGAAGAAUACAAAUUGCAGAAUGAAACCCUGCACUUAGCUGUAAAUUACAUUGAUAGGUUUCUUUCUUCCAUGUCUGUUUUGAGAGGAAAACUUCAGCUUGUGGGUACAGCGGCUAUGCUGCUUGCAUCGAAGUUUGAAGAAAUCUACCCUCCUGAAGUAGCGGAGUUUGUCUACAUCACAGAUGACACCUACACCAAGAAGCAGGUUCUAAGAAUGGAGCACUUAAUUUUGAAGGUUUUGUCAUUUGACUUGGCAGCUCCAACAAUCAUCCAGUUCCUCACUCAGUAUUUCCUACAUGAGCAGACAAAUCCUAAAGUGGAGAGCCUAUCAAUGUACCUUGGAGAGCUGAGUCUAAUUGAUGCUGAUCCUUACCUGAAAUACUUGCCAUCAGUUAUUGCUGCUGCAGCGUUUCAUCUAGCAGGCUAUACUAUCACUGGACAAACUUGGCCUGAAUCCUUGUGCAAAGUAACAGGCUACUCCCUCGAGGACAUCAAGCCUUGCCUCCUGGACCUACACAAGACCUACCUCAAAGCAGCACAGCACACACAACAGUCCAUAAGGGAAAAGUACAAGAGUACAAAGUACCAUGGAGUAUCGCUUAUUGACCCACCAGAGACACUAAACGUAUUGUAAUAAUCAAAAGACUGUUCUUACUAUGUAUAUUACAAGAAAAGAAUGUACAGUUUUAAAUAUGGCUCAAAAUUGCAGAUGUGAUCACUCGGAAUAUUAAUACAGGUUUUCAUGAGCCUUAACUAAAGUUAGCUUUACAUGUUUUUAAUGUAAAUCUUUUGUACAUGCAGUCUUGUUAAAAUAUUUAGCUGGGGUUUUAUACAAACAUUCCUUUCAAGCACAGAAUUAACCAUGCAAAGUCUGACCAAAUGAAGUCUGAGACAGCUUAUGUGAUUAUAGACUAAACAUUAAUAUUAGCAGUGCCUCAUAAGAGUAGGGCUUUGCCUCCUUCCAGGUAAGAAUGACUUGGACUCCACAGCAGUAUUUGUAGCUUUUUUUGUAUAGUGUCUAGUUUAAACUGAGACUUAGUAUAGGUUCCAGAACGUGGUUUAAUGGCUGUAAUACUGGAAGAAACUGUAUACCUACAAGGAGAAAACAUUGCUGGAAUUGACUCUGGUGAGACACUUUAGGAUGUGCUAGCCACUGGAAGUUUUUAUUGCUGUGUAAUGUAAUGUCAGAUUUCCAUCAGGUUAAAGUUUGAAUGCUUUGCUGGAGGGGACUGCACAGCUAGAACUGCUACAUCAGGUCAUACUUAUUUCUUCCAGUAGAAAAUGGUCUUGUAAUAGGUAUUUUUGAGUCAAACUGUAAAACUAAUAGUAAUUUAAACUCAUGGAGUUCCCACUGCUAUAUUAGCUGUCCUGAAAGCCCAUUAAUAUCUAUUAAAAUUAGUCAUUGGUCUGCUUACUGAGUGCCUCUUUAGGGGCAGUGGAGGGAUUAAACUGCAAGAGGGUGAAGUACUGCUCCAUGCCUUCAAGAGGAGGGGAUGUUCUGGUGUGGAUGGGCUGUGUAUGGAAUGGUACCAAUUCUGUACACUUCUCUUGCUUGGAAAGGAAUGUUCCCCUGUGGCAUGCAGCAAAAAUGUAGGCCAACUGGUCUUAUUUUUCCUUAGUUUUGGAACUGUUACAGGAGCAAACUAGCAUCUAAUUGGCAUUACAUCGAGUGGAUGUUCACCUUCAACCCAUGUAAAUGGAGUGGUGCUCCCCUGUACGUGCUGUUCUUUGUGUGUAAAGCAAUGAGUACAUGUAAGUGGGUUAACUGAGCCACUUCCAGGUUUCCUAAUAAACCUUUUUUUACAUAUGA